Messenger RNA from Coturnix japonica (Japanese quail), 3295 nucleotides. It is a transcript of the gene NLRP3, whose product is annotated as NLR family pyrin domain containing 3. Gene Ontology annotation, cellular component: cytoplasm. The record is from RefSeq and is a predicted model, not a curated record. Gene Ontology annotation, molecular function: protein binding. NCBI's taxonomy places the organism in Eukaryota, Metazoa, Chordata, Aves, Galliformes, Phasianidae.
CCAUCCUUUCGAGUGCUGCAGGUGGUCUGGAUGCCCCGCACACAGGGAGACAGUUCAAGGUCUUCUUCGGCUUUGCCUUGCUGCUGGGUGAAACAGGAGCCACAAGAUCAGGACAACUCAGUGCUUUGGGGUGAUCACCUUUGGAUGACGUUCACACUGGUGGUGUCCUACCUGGACAUGAUACAGCACCUCUGUCCUCCAGAGCUGGCUCUUGCGCAGAGAGGAGGGAUGGAGGCAGAGGAAGGAGGGAGGGUGGGGGAGUGGAAAAAACUUGGGAGUUUCCCACAAUGCGCCUCUGCAGACCUGCAGGAAGAUGGAGAGCAGGGGAGGAGGGCAGAGAGUGCUCCAAUCCGGAGGGGAGGGCUGGGACCGCGGAGGGGAACUGGAUGCCAAGGUGAUUUUCCAUAUCCCACAAUGGCAGGAGAAGAAAGCACCAUCCUGUUAGAAGCACUGGCAAGUCUCACACUCGAAGACUUCCAAGCAUUCAAGAAGAAGCUGCCACAGGAUGAUAUCAAAGGAGGAUGGAACAUCCGCAGGGAUGAGCUGGAGAAGGUCACCCAUCCUUCCACUCUCAUCAGUUAUAUGGGCGACAGCUAUGGGGAAGGCGCUGCUAUGGACAUUGCCAUCAGGCUGUUUGAGGAGAUGAACCAGAGGGACCUUGCUGAAAAAGUCCUUGAUGAGAAGGUGAAAGAAUACAAGCAGAAAUACAGAGAGCACGUGGCCAGAGAGUUCCUGCAGUACAAAGAGGUGAACUGCUGCCUAGGGGAGAACUUGUCCGUGAGCGACCACUACACCAACCUGACCAUAGCCAGGAAGUCUUGGAAUCAGCAUGGAGAUGAGCCUGGAGAUGUCAGCUCUGACGCUGUCACCACACAAACACUCUUUGAACCCAGCAAAGACAGCCAGGUGCCGCGGGUCACGGUGCUGGUGGGUGCCAGUGGCAUGGGGAAGACGAUGACCAUCAGGAAGGUGAUGAUGGAGUGGGUGGAAGGGACUCUCUGCACACAGUUUGACUACGUCUUCUGCAUAGACUGCAAGGAGCUUUCCUGUUCCAAAGCUGUGAGCGUGGUGGACCUGAUCUCAAACUGCUGCCCUCAACAGCGAACGCCGGCUGGAAGGAUUCUGAGUAACCCGGAGAAGAUCCUGUUUAUCUUUGAUAGCUUUGAGGCCCUGGGAUUGCCCUUGGCUCAGCCCAAGGACCAGCUGAGCACUGACCCCACAGAAGCCAAACCACUGCAAACCACCCUGCUGAGCUUGCUCAAGAGAACCAUCCUCCCUGAGUCCUCUGUGCUCAUUGCCAUGAGACCCACAGCUCUGCAGAGCCUGGGGCAGUGCCUGGAGGGUGAGCAUUAUGUGGAAAUCCAGGGGUUUUCACCAGCUGCACGGGAGGAGUAUUUCCACAGGUAUUUUGGGAAUGGCAGUAAAGCAGAUUUGGCCUUCAGGUUUACCAGGGGAAACGCGGUCCUCUACAGCUUGUGUGUCAUCCCUGUCAUGAGCUGGACUGUCUGCACCAUCCUUAAGCAAGAGCUGGACAAGAAGGAUCAGCUUCUUGCGUGCUCUAAGACCACCACACAGAUGAUCAUGUUCUACCUCUCCUGGUUAAUGAAGCACAGAGACAGCAAUGCCUGGCAGAACCUGCAGCAGUUCCUGCACAAGCUUUGCACCUUGGCUGCCGACGGCAUCUGGAAGCACAAGGUCCUCUUUGAGGAGAAGGAAAUCAAGGACCAAGGCUUGAAUCAGCCAGAGCUUCUCUCCCUCUUCCUCAAUGAGAAAGGUUUGGAGAAAGGCACAGACCAUGGGAACGUCUACAGCUUCAGCCACCUGCACCUCCAGGAGUUCUUUGCAGCCAUGUUUUACGUCCUGGAGGAUCGGGAGGAGGUGGUCGAUGACUCACGGCUCCUUGCAAAGGAUGUGAAUGUGUUGUUAGAAACCUACCACAUGUCUAGGAUGGAUCUGAACAUGACAGUGCAGCUCCUGUUUGGUCUGGUGAACCCCAAGUCAAUAGAGUACGCAGAUAAAGGGAUCGGGUGCAGGAUUUCAUCACGACCUCGGGGAGAUCUGCUGAGGUGGCUUCAGACAAGGCACAGAGAUCUCUGCCAUCGCCAUGAAGCGACGGUGGUGGAGGAUUUGGACACUUUCCACUUUUUAUUCGAGAUCAAUGAGCGAAGCUUUGUGCAGAGCGUGCUGGGCAGUUUCACAGGCAUAGCCUUGCAGGGUGCCAAGCUGACGCUGUAUGACCAGGCGGCUCUUUGCUUCUGCAUCAAGCAGUGGGUUGGGCUGCUCAGUGUCACCCUCCGGAGCUGCUCCUUCCACCAGCAGCAUCGCAGGCAGGAGCCAGCCAAGGGUUUGCACUGGCAGAGCUGGCAGCAGGAGGAGCUGUGCUCACCUCUGCGCCCGCUGUGCCAGGCACUGUGGUACCCAGGCAGCUCACUCCAGAGCCUCAGGCUGCAGUGGUGCGGACUGACAGAGGGUGAUAUUGAAGCACUGGGGACACUGCUGGCCACACUCCCCAGCCUGGUCCACUUGGAGCUGGGUGACAGAGCUCUGGGUGAUGAUGGUGUGAGGAUGCUCUGCACCGGGCUGCGCCAGCCCGGCUGCCACCUGCGUGUCCUGCGGCUGCGGUACACCCACCUCACCAGUGGGUGCUGCCAGGACCUCGCCGUGGCACUGGGCACCAGCAGGUGCCUGGAGGAGCUGGACCUGUCCUUCAGCUCCGGGCUGCGGGAUGAUGGUGUGAAGCUGCUGUGUGAGGGGCUCCAGCACUGUGGAUACCAACUGCAAACACUACGGCUGGGGAGCUGCAGCCUGACCGGCGCCUGCUGCCAGGCCCUGGUUACGUGGCUUGGGCACAACCACAGCCUGAAGUGCCUGGACCUGAGUGACACCGAGCUGGGAGCCGGGGCCACGAUGCUGCUGCAGCAACUCCGCCAUCACAGCUGCACCCUGCAGACACUGGGGCUCAGUAUAUCGACACUGAGCAAGGAUGCCCUGCAGGAGCUGGCUGCCCUGCGCGAGCUGAAGCCCAGCUUGAAGAUCACAGACCUGCUGGAACACGAGGCCCCAGAGACAGGGGCCAUGGAGCGGCUCAGCUUCCAGCGCAGCGUCAGGGCAGGCAGGGGGGCAGCUGGGCGGGGCCGAAAGGGGCUCCCAUCCCCUCUGACGGCCCCUCCCCACAGCGGGAGCCUGUGUUAGCUGAGCUGUGCCCUGCUCUUCCUGCUGCUGACAUCCCCCCCCGGUGCCAAAAGGCGAGUUUCCAAGCAGUUUAAAGGUUGAAUAAAGAAGGUGCGUUCACACU